Molecule: messenger RNA, 954 nt
Organism: Nelumbo nucifera (sacred lotus)
Lineage: Eukaryota; Viridiplantae; Streptophyta; Magnoliopsida; Proteales; Nelumbonaceae
Molecular function (GO): protein dimerization activity
Source: RefSeq, a predicted model, not a curated record
AUGAUUGUGGAUUUUACAUCACCUCUUGUUAGUGCAUUGAAACUUGCAAAUUCUGAGUUUAGGCCUGCAAUGGGGUAUAUGUAUCAUGCAAUGAUGAAGGCAAAAGAAUCACUGAAAAAGUUUUUUAAUUAUAAGAAAGUUGAAUAUGGCUCAAUCAUGGACAUUAUUGAUAGAAGAUGGAAUGGACAAAUGGGUCAGAGGCUUCAUCUUAUAGGGUAUUAUUUUAACCCAGCAUUCCAAUAUGAUCCAAAAUCAAAAGUUAAAUCCCCGACCAUUAUGUCUGCAGUUUUUUAUGUCAUUGAAAAGCUUGCAAUCAAAUCAGAUGAUGUGGAGAUAAAGUUGAACAAAGAGCUUACUCAUUUUGAGAAUUGUCGUCAAUGGUGGUUGAGAUUUGGUUGUGACACUCCAAAUUUGAAAAGGAUUGUUGUACGGAUCCUUAGUCAGACGUGUAGCUCAUCUAUAUGUGAACGCAAUUGGAGUGUUUUUGAAUGCAUACACAUGAAGAUAAGGAAUAGGUUGGAGCACCAAAAGCUUAAUGACCUAGUAUAUGUUCAUUGUAAUCUGCAUGUGAUGGAUGGGAGAAAAACUGAAAGUCUUGACCCAAUUGAGCAUGAACAUGUUGAUGUUGUGGAAGAUUGGAUAGUACACGAUGAUGAGGAUCCUCCGUUACUUGAUGGUAACGAGAAUGAUGAUAUGUUUAAAGUUGAUGAGACAACAUUUCCAAUAAUGGAAUCACCAUCAAGAAAAAUAGCUAGGACUGAUGAUGAUGAUGAAUUUUUCGUUGAGCAAUGGGGAAUCAUUGAAGAAAAUGCAACCAACACCCAAGUUGGAGAUGCAGAUGAAACACAACCUCCCAAAGAUAAAUAUGAAGAUGAUGGUGAAAUACCACCUGGCUUUGGUUGGCAGUUGGUACCAUUGAGAAGUGGGGCCAACAUAUCUAGAGAAUUUGGAUGA